CGGCGCGGUCUCCUCACGGCGGCGGCUCCAUUUUCUCCCGCUCCCUCAGCCCCGGCAGCGCCCGCCUCCCUCUCAGCCCCGGCCGGCGGAGGCGAGAGAGAAAGAAAGAACACAUCCCCUCCCUUUUUAUUUUUCGGCGCCGCCAUGAAUGAGGAGUACGACGUGAUCGUGCUGGGCACCGGCCUGACGGAAUGCAUCCUCUCUGGGAUCAUGUCAGUGAAUGGGAAGAAGGUCCUUCACAUGGAUCGGAACUCUUACUACGGAGGGGAAAGCGCGUCCAUUACACCCCUGGAGGAUCUCUACAAAAGGUUUAAUCUACCAGGAACUCCACCAGAAUCUAUGGGGCGAGGAAGAGACUGGAACGUGGACCUAAUUCCAAAAUUCCUUAUGGCUAAUGGUCAGUUGGUAAAGAUGCUGCUCUACACAGAAGUCACUCGCUACUUGGACUUCAAGGUGAUCGAAGGGAGCUUUGUCUACAAGGGAGGAAAGAUCUACAAAGUUCCUUCCACUGAGGCAGAAGCCCUGGCAUCCAGCUUGAUGGGCUUGUUCGAGAAACGCCGGUUCAGGAAAUUCCUCGUGUACGUGGCCAACUUUGAUGAGAACGACCCAAGAACUUUUGAAGGUGUUGAUCCCAAGAAGACCACCAUGCGCGACGUCUACAAGAAGUUUGACCUGGGGCAAGAUGUGAUAGACUUCACGGGCCAUGCCCUGGCACUCUACAGGACUGAUGACUAUUUAGAUCAACCCUGCCAAGAAACAAUCAACAGGAUUAAGCUCUACAGCGAGUCGCUGGCUAGAUACGGUAAAAGCCCCUACCUGUACCCCCUCUAUGGCCUUGGAGAGCUGCCCCAGGGGUUUGCAAGGCUAAGCGCGAUAUACGGAGGCACCUACAUGCUGAACAAGCCCAUCGAGGAGAUUGUGAUAGAAAAUGGCAAAGUGGUUGGUGUGAAGUCUGAAGGGGAGGUCGCUCGCUGCAAACAGCUCAUCUGCGACCCCAGCUACGUCUCGGACCGCGUGACGAAGGUCGGGCAAGUGAUCCGGGUCAUCUGCAUCUUGAGCCACCCCAUCAAGAACACAAACGAUGCCAACUCCUGCCAGAUCAUCAUUCCACAGAAUCAGGUCAACCGGAAAUCAGAUAUCUACGUCUGCAUGAUCUCCUCUGCACACAACGUGGCAGCCCAGGGGAAGUACAUCGCCAUCGCCAGCACCACCGUGGAAACCGCCGACCCAGAGAAGGAGAUCAAGCCAGCCCUGGACCUCCUGGAGCCCAUCGAGCAGAAGUUCGUCAGCAUCAGUGACCUGUUCGCCCCGACUGACUUGGGCACCGAGAGCCAGAUCUUCAUCUCCCGCACCUACGACGCCACCACCCACUUCGAGACGACGUGUGAUGACAUCAAAGACAUUUACAAGAGGAUGAUGGGAUCAGAGUUUGACUUCGAGGAGAUGAAACGCAAGAAAAACGACAUCUACGGGGAGGAGGAGCAGCAGUAAAUGAGCAUCUCUUUAAUUAGGAGAAAUUAAAAAAAAAAAUCGGCUAAUAUGAAUAUAUAAGGAACUUAAUGAACACUGUAUGAAAUUCAAUAUUGUAAGGCCUGCUUUUUGUAAUCCCAUCUCUGAGAGAUUGAAGAGUUACUGCACUGGUCAUGUUCCCCUUUUUUGGAUAUAUCAUGUGUUAAUGAUUUCAUUCUAGUAGGGUUGCUGUCCAGAAUCUGGCAAAUUACUGACUCUGAUCUAAGGACUAACCUGAAAGGCAGACUUGAACCUUGGCUUUUUAUUUCCUUUUUGUUUAGGUUGGGUUUUGUUUUUUUUUUUGUAGAGGUUGGUGAAAUAACUCCCUGCCAGCUGUGUCUUCCCUUCUCCUCUGAAUCAUUUGUCAGCCUCCCUCCCAACGCUGUGCUUCUGGUUGAGCUGGUCGAGGUGCCAGUUGUCACUCAAAACCCCCUGAUAUCAAGGCAAAAAAAAAUAACCAAACCACCCCAAAAAAACCAUAGAAACUGAGCACUCCAUUAUUGUGGACAGCAUCCCUAAAAAAAAAAAAAAACAAAAGGUCUCUUCCCAUCAGUCUUCAAACUCUCGUGGCAAGUUGUGUUAUGGACAGAGCCCACAGCUCUUGUAGCAGCAAAACCUUGGCUUAGUUCUGGGCACGGAACGUCACCUCCACUUCAGCUUCUCAACACUGUUGCCAGGGGUGGGGACACAGCUGUGCCUGAGGCUCCUUUGUGUUUUAAUCUGAAUAAAAUUGAGAGAACAAAUUACAGAGCAGGCAAGAUGUGGGAGUUAUUUUUCUGUAUCCCCUGGGCUGGACCAAACGGCGCUGCGGUAUCGGUCUGACAGAGCCUGUGGUGCUUCUCCUUGUCUCCUGAAGGCUCCACAUGAUUUCUGUACUGCGAAGUAAAGCCAAAUUCUGGAAACCA
Molecule: messenger RNA, 2414 nt
Organism: Apus apus (common swift)
Lineage: Eukaryota; Metazoa; Chordata; Aves; Apodiformes; Apodidae
Gene: GDI2
Product: GDP dissociation inhibitor 2
Exons: 11
Coding region: 145-1491 (448 amino acids)
Biological process (GO): small GTPase-mediated signal transduction; protein transport; vesicle-mediated transport
Cellular component (GO): cytoplasm
Molecular function (GO): Rab GDP-dissociation inhibitor activity
Source: RefSeq, a predicted model, not a curated record